Molecule: messenger RNA, 1759 nt
Organism: Hypomesus transpacificus
Lineage: Eukaryota; Metazoa; Chordata; Actinopteri; Osmeriformes; Osmeridae
Gene: phf11
Product: PHD finger protein 11
Exons: 14
Coding region: 122-1558 (478 amino acids)
Cellular component (GO): nucleus
Molecular function (GO): histone binding; histone deacetylase binding
Source: RefSeq, a predicted model, not a curated record
CAAAGAUUGACAUCAAUGUCGGGUCUAUUACAGAAACGAAACUUAUAUUCAAGUGGAGGUGGCCAGUUAUGCAGCCAGUUAUUCACUCACAUUUUGUAAUAGCUACAAAACCUUUUGCAUAAUGAAUCAGAAAAGGAUAUGUGCACUUUGUCAGUGUGCAGGGGAGAACCGGGGAACUGGACCACUAUCAAGUAAGAACUCAGUGACUGCUCACGAGAAUUGUCUGCUGUAUUCAUCGGGUCUUUACUGCCAGAACUCGCCGGUGGACGACAGUCUGUGUGGGUUUUCUGUGGACGAUGUUGAGAAAGAGAUACGGCGCGGCAACAGACUGUCAUGCCACGAGUGCAAUGUGAAAGGAGCCACUGUGGGUUGUGAGGUGAAGAAGUGCAAGAGGACGUACCACUACCCCUGUGCCAGGAAAGAUGGAGCAGAAAUCAUCGAGGAUCGCGUGAACGGAACCUACAAGGUCUACUGUAAGAAGCAUGGAUCAACUAAGAGUGAGUGUUGGGUUUUAAGUUUUGAUCAUAUUUAUGCUUUUCCCACCAUUCAAAUACACCUUAUGUCAGAAUCCGGUGAACCCAUUUCUGCUUUUCAUAAUAUUGUGUUGUGUUUUGAUGCUGAAGUUUCAACAGAAGUUUCAAACAGAGUAAAGGUGCCUUUUCGCCGAGCUUUGUCUUUUAAUGGCUCUGAUUAUGCUGAGGCAGGACCUUCUGGUGGAUGUGAUUCUGACCCAUCUAGAAACCACAAGUGCACGUCUCCCAAGAGAACCAGCAGUUUAAAGCAGGACAAUGGGAUGCCUCGACAACACUCGCCCUUGCACUUCAAGAGGAAGAGAAGGCUGGUCAUUGAAGAUUCAGAUUCAGGUGAGGAUGACGGCACGGUGGACAUGGAGUGUGCCCCGCUGGAGUCUGACCUAGAGAACAGUGGACUGUGGCAAGACGCCACGGUGGCUGUACCUCCUCAAGCUCCUCAUAGUCACCAUGCAGACUCUGCUGCAGCUUCUACCUCAGGACACGCCCUUCCUCAGAACAGAGAUGAAGAUACUUCCAUUGACUGUGAUAACGAGUCAGAGAGCUUACUCCUGUCUGUGACCAUCCUGCCCUUAUCUCAGUUCCCAGCGACUGGUGCUGGAGCCAGUCCCGCGUCCAUCCCUGCCUCCCCUCCGACCAGUGGGCCCACCCUGCCCAGCGACCCCACCCUGCCCAGCGGGCCCCAGGGCUCCCCCAGUACCCACACCGUGGCAUCCCCCUCCUCCCCCGAGGGCUGCCACGUCCCCACGUCUCCCAGCUCCGUGCUGUUCUGGAGGAACUGCAACCAGGCAGGCUGCACGGCAGACAUCUUUAACACUUUCAUCUCAGACAUGAGUGACAUAUCCCACAGGAUCCUGACUGAUCAGGCCACUCAGGAGGACUACGACUUGUCCCUGAGGGUGCUGGAGGCUUCCGGGAAGCUGAACUUCUUGGUGACGGAGCAUUGGAAAGCACUGGAGAGGAAACGCAAGGAGCUGGAGAGGUCCUUAGCCGCCUUGAAGACUGCUUCCUCCGUCCUGAAGAGAUAGAUGCAAACUACAACUCCCAGAAUUCAGUUUGGAUGUGUUUCAUUGUAGUCAAUGUGUACUGUUUGGUCUCAGUGUAUUGUUAUCAUGCUUCAGAUUCUAUUAUGUGCCUUUUACUCACUAUGAUUGUUACAGUGCCCUACUAUCUAGUGUUUUAAUGUAAUUUGUACUUUUUAUGUUUUAUACAUAAAGUGGACAAAGACA